AUGAUUGGCCACUACCACCGCCAAACAAUGCUUGCCAAUCCAUGUUCGAGAUCUUCCUCAGCACUCGCUGCACCGCCUCAGUCGGCUCCACCAAUCAUGGUCUCAGCCUCCUCAAUGCCAUAUCCAGAAGGUCGCGCUCAUGUAAGACAUCUGCAGCCUUAG
Messenger RNA from Parastagonospora nodorum SN15, 162 nucleotides. RefSeq lists its product as hypothetical. The transcript is spliced from 2 exons. The record is from RefSeq and is a predicted model, not a curated record. Bases 1 to 162 code for a protein of 53 amino acids. Lineage: Eukaryota; Fungi; Ascomycota; Dothideomycetes; Pleosporales; Phaeosphaeriaceae.